This is a messenger RNA of Exserohilum turcica Et28A, 1500 nucleotides long. RefSeq lists its product as uncharacterized. Bases 1 to 1500 code for a protein of 499 amino acids. The transcript has a single exon. Lineage: Eukaryota; Fungi; Ascomycota; Dothideomycetes; Pleosporales; Pleosporaceae. The record is from RefSeq and is a predicted model, not a curated record.
AUGGGUCUUCUCGGCCUUCCACCCGAGAUCCUUGAUCUGAUCAUUGACCACACUGCACCUGGUGGCCUGGAAAGCUUUGCCCUCUCGUGUCGGACCGUAUAUGGGCGGGCCGCCUCUCAAAUCCAGCGUCACAAUGCGCUGAAAAGAACCUGGAGCCACACGACUAACCUCAGCUCAACCCGCCUGGGCGACACACUGGAUAUCCUGCACCAGAUCUCGCGGGAGCCCAUCAUUGCUGAGUACAUUGAGAACCUGUCCCUCUGGGAUCGCCGUUCAGACGAUGAUGUAAUGCACGACAUUGAUGGAUACAACUUCCGCGACGACGCCAACGCAAUGGAAGAGAUCAGGGACUUGCUCCAAAGGGCCGAGCAUUACGCCAAUACAGAGGGAGACGAGUGGUGGCGCCAGAUUCUCGAAGAGGAUGGGGCCCAUGACGCCUCAAAUAUGGACAAGUUAUAUGCAACCAUCGCUUUGCUGAGUUUGCUGCCAAAUCUCAAAGUGCUCCAAUUGCCCGACAGGUGGCAUGAAAUCCGAGAAGGUGAGAGUGCCGAAGCUCUCGUUCCUAUUGUGCAGUCUCUGGUCUCCAUGUCCAACGCCCCGGGUCAUCGGCAAAAGCCUCUGGCCCAACUCGAGACCCUGUUGCCAUUCGUGGAGGAAGGAUACGAUAUCAGGGUUGGCCUGCAGUGUCUAGAGCCGUUGAUGACAUUGAAGAGUAUUAGAAAUCUCUACGCGGUCAGCUGUUCUGCUGUCGACGAGGGCUGGGAAGGUCUUUCUUUUCGCUGGCUGGACCCAAACAUCAAGUCGCCAUUGACCCGGGUCGAGUUUGCCAGUUGCUGCAUGGAUGCCACUGGUCUUGCAAGUUUCUUGAUAAAUGUACCAGCUUUGAGAGUCUUUAGAUACUCACAUCAAACCAAGUGGCAUGGCCUCCAACACGACUGGAACGCUGGCGAGAUACUAGAAACCCUCGCCAACUAUUGCAGCGAAACCCUUGUCGACAUCGCUCUAACUAUUGAUGAGCUGUUUGGUGAAAUCAUCAACGGUCUGUCUUCGUUUUUGCGUUUUACAAAGCUGGAGAGGCUGGAAGUCGACGUCGAGUGCUUCUGCGGACCGCCGCUGGAAAGUGGUCAGCGACUGGGUGCGGAUGCAAGGAUCCCCGAAGGUGCAGUUGCGUGGGGUCACGCCGACAUACCUUGUAUGGGCGACAUGCUCCCGGAAAGCGUGCGAGAACUGCAUGUCAAUACCAACUACCCCCAUCCAUCAAAACAAGCUCUCAGGUCCCUAUUCAAGAAUAUUGUGAGCCGGCGCAAGGACAAGUUGAUGAAUCUGCACACAGCCGUCAUCCGACAGUACAGAUCGUCGAGUGCGAAGGAAAUCGCAUCAAACCAUGAAGUCGUAAUUGAGAUUUUUGAUGAAGGCGUCGAGAACCCGCGGCCCAGGUCCAUGAUGCCGCUUUGGAAGAGGGAGUUCGACCAACGUGUCGGUGGUAUUGUCUCGUCCUAG